AAACGACAUCUAUACAUAACAUAAGCUCCCUCAUUUAGCUUCUCCUUACCUGAAAGCAACCGUACCAUAGCAGCUGCGUUCUUCUUCAGCUCCUUCUGUCACCAACUAUUUUAAUAUUAUUCCCUUUCAUUUUUUAAAAUUUUAAAAUUUUAAAACCAACCCAACCAACCAACCAACAAAAAAAGAAUUAAUACUCUAACAAACAAACCAUAUAAAUGUGAAUAAAGCUAUAAUCCUAUUCGUAAUCUCCAAGCAAUUGCAUUGUAUUCGUAUUAAUUUCAUGUAUAUAAUUCGUAACUGUAAUUCUCCGAUCAGAAUCUCAAUCGCUUGAUUGCGGCGAAGAUUUGUGAUCUGAAUUCCAAUGCAAGGUGAGGUUCAUUCGAUUCAGGAGAUUGAGAGAGCGAGAGCUAUGGAUCUAGAAAUUCCUGAAUAUGAGACCAUUAGGAGAAGGAAAUCAUCGUCGAGAUCUAAUUUGUUAAAGAAAAAAGCAAUGAGUGCUUCCUCUAAGCUUACUCAUAGCCUUAGGAAGCGAGGGAAGCGUGUGGCGGAUUGUAGAUUUGCUGCGAUUUCUAUUAAUGAUUUUAGGGAUGCGGAGGAGGAAGCUGCGGUUAAUGCGUUUCGGCAUACAUUGAUUGUUAAAGACUUGCUUCCGCCUCGCCAUGAUGAUUAUCAUACUCUUUUGAGGUUCUUAAGGGCUCGAAAGUUUGACCUUGAUAAAACUCUCCUGAUGUGGUCAGAAAUGCUUAACUGGAGGAGAGAUAAUGGAGUAGAUUCGAUCUUACAGGAUUUUGUAUAUGAUGAGUAUGAAGAAGUUCAACGUUAUUAUCCUCAUGGUUAUCAUGGUGUAGAUAAAGAGGGUCGGCCAAUUUAUAUCGAAAGGCUUGGAAAAAUUGAACCCAGCAAGCUAAUGAGUGUAACCACAGUAGACCGGUUUUUAAAAUAUCACGUUCAGGGAUUUGAAAAGACUUUUGCUGAGAAAUUUCCUGCGUGUUCUAUUGCAGCCAAACGGCACAUAGAUUCUACAAUUACAAUAUUGGAUGUGCAUGGCCUGAACUGGAUGAGUUUUGGAAAGGUUGCUCAUGAUCUAGUUAUGCGGAUGCAGAAAACUGACGGUGACAACUAUCCCGAGACAUUACAUCAGAUGUUCAUUGUUAAUGCUGGUAAUGGAUUCAAAUUGCUGUGGAAUACAGCAAAAAGCUUCCUUGACCCUAAGACUACUGCAAAGAUACAUGUUUUAGGCAAUAAAUUCCAAAAUAAGUUGUUUGAGAUUAUAGACCCAAGCCAAUUGCCAGAAUUUCUUGGUGGAUCCUGUUCGUGCCCAAGUGAAGGUGGUUGUCUUAGAUCUGACAAGGGGCCCUGGAAUGAUCCAGAAAUAAUGAAAGUUGUUCAUGCUGGGGAAGCAAUGUACUUGAGGAAAAUGAGGAAUUCUUUUUCUGAUGAUGAUUUAGAUUUCAAGCUAUUUGCCUCUAAGGUUUUUAGAAGUGAAGCAUUUUCUGCUGAUUCAUGUUUUGAUAUUAAUCCAAAUGCCUCAGGGUUUAUAGAACAAACUCCAGUUUCAGAGAAAGGAAGGACGGGUGCUCCGGCUUCUACUCACAGCCUGGUAGAGCACAUUCCUGCAAGGGUGGAAGAAUCUAGUUCAACAAAUGAAUCAAUAAAUGAAAUCAGCACAAGAACGGUGCAGAAGAAUUUCAUUCAUCAGAUAACAAGUUCUAUGGUUCGCUUCAUGCUCAAAUUGUUAGCAUGGAUAUAUCUUCUCCUCCCAAGGACUCGGAGAUUUUUUGCAGCACAACAUCCAGACAGACAGUUACCAAACCAACAGGUCCUACUGUUAGAACACUCAAAUUCUCAAGAGCAACAUGUUUCAAAUGACAUAAAAGAGGAAUCCCUACAGCCAUGCUGGCAGAGGCUGCAAAAUUUAGAAGAAAUGGUCAAUGAGCUGGUUAACAAACCUUCCAAAAUUCCUCGUGAGAAAGAGGACAUGCUUCUUGAGUCAUUGAGUCGAAUUAAGUGUAUCGAAUAUGAUCUCCAGAAGACAAAGAAGGCACUGAUUGCAACUGCAUCGAAACAGGUGGAGCUUGCUGCAUCGCUGGAAAAUCUUAAAGAGAGCGCCUUAACUGGAGUGAACUCUUGUUGGCCAAGAAACUGCAAAUCUUUUCCUCCCGAAAGAUGAGACGCGUUUCUUGAAAACAAGUUACCGGAUGUUGUUUUGCAGAAGCCUUAUGACUCUGCAGAAUUCAGAUAAAACUAAACGCAAGCUCGCUCAGCGGAUUCAGAGGGAGUAGCAUUCGAGGUUCUUAUCUUUCAAAGAACAAGAAUGACAUUCAUCAGCUUGCCGUGAAUUCUAAAUUUUCAGAUGCGAGCAUGAUACAUGUACCAUAUGUCUCGUGUAUCUGUACAUAGCAUGAUCUUUUUGUUUUUCUUUUUUCCAUUUCUUAUUUCCGGGACUGACAAAAUAUGCAACCACACCGAUGCUUAGAAUCGAUCUUUUCAGAAAAAAGCUUUACUACAAGAAUAUUUUGAAUUGAGGCAAUUUCUGAAGACAAGAUUGGAACUUUAAUUUGUGCUAGGCCAUUGAUAACCAUAACAAGAAGUGAAUUUUAACUUGCA
Mercurialis annua (annual mercury) is the source of this 2607-nucleotide messenger RNA. RefSeq names its product phosphatidylinositol/phosphatidylcholine transfer protein SFH9. The transcript has 16 exons. Bases 362 to 2170 code for a protein of 602 amino acids. The record is from RefSeq and is a predicted model, not a curated record. Lineage: Eukaryota; Viridiplantae; Streptophyta; Magnoliopsida; Malpighiales; Euphorbiaceae.